GGGUCAUCUGGCGCUGGAUCAUCUGGCUCGACAGCGGGCAUCGGGUCACCAGGCAUGACCGCGGGCACUGGGUCAUCAGGCAUUGGAUUGCCUGGCUCGACAGCGGGCAUCGGGUCACCAGGCAUGACAGCGGGCACUGGGUCAUCAGGCAUUGGAUCGUCUGGCUCGACAGCGGGCAUCGGGUCACCAGGUAUGACUGCGGGCACUGGGUCAUCAGGCAUUGGAUCGUCUGGCACGACAGCGGGCAUCAGGUCACCAGGCAUGACAGUGGGCACCGGGUCAUCAGGUACCGGAUCGUCUGGCUCGACAGCGGGCACUGGGUCAUCAGGCUGG
Molecule: messenger RNA, 333 nt
Organism: Staurois parvus
Lineage: Eukaryota; Metazoa; Chordata; Amphibia; Anura; Ranidae
Source: the annotation of a GenBank genome assembly